Drosophila yakuba is the source of this 2310-nucleotide messenger RNA. Its product is annotated as protein Turandot E. Lineage: Eukaryota; Metazoa; Arthropoda; Insecta; Diptera; Drosophilidae. Gene Ontology annotation, biological process: immune system process. The transcript is spliced from 2 exons. The record is from RefSeq and is a predicted model, not a curated record. Bases 439 to 843 code for a protein of 134 amino acids.
CUUUCAUUUAAAUUCCCAUUCACAGACCGAAAGCGCUUUUUAAUAAAAUGCGGUGAUGUGUGGGCAAAACUCCAUUCCGACAAGUUCUUUGACGAAUGAAGAAUACAUUUCGAGAAUUUUAUUUUAUUGUUAGUAGAUACUCUUGCGUUAUAUUUUAAGCCGCAAUAUUUCAUAAUAUGAGCCUAAUAAUAUUCUUUUAACUUUCUUGUUUUCAAGAAAGUGGUAAAAGGUCACUUCUUAAAAAGUUAAUAAAUAUAUAAAUUUCCAAUAGCGCCUCUUCUUAGAAUGUUUCAAUAAAUAUGUUGGACUUCCUUAUUUCGCAGAAUUGAUACCCUGAGAACGAAUUCGAAGAAAUACCCUAUAAUAAGUAAGUGAUAAGAAAGCGGUGCAGUACGCUUGCAAACCGCAUAUAAAGCCGAGUGAUUGAGACUGCAACUUAUGAGUUACAAUCGAACACUACACAGCACUACAUCAAUAUUGAAGAUGAAUUCUGCACUGCAAAUUAGCUGCCUUCUCCUCGUUCUUGGCUGCCUUUUGGGCUCAGGACACGGUCAAAGUGAUGCCGAGUUCGCGGCCAAGUCCCGAGAAAUAAGCCAGAUUUUCGGCAAUCCCUCCGUCGAUAAAUACACGAAGGUCCGCAAUUUGCCCGCGCUGGUUGCCUUUUACGAGAAAUACUCCAGCCGCCUACGACUGACAGCUCAGGAGAAGAAGGGUAUCGAUAAUGCUAUAAGGCAGUAUCGGGCACAACAAAACCAGAAAGUUGACGGAGUAUCUGCACAGGGAGGAACGCUGUUUGACAUCCUCAAGAAAGUUGUUGAAGUCAUUAUAAAGGUCGUUGUAUAAGAUCACAUGGAUAAGCUGGGAACUUGAAAUUCGUUGACCAAUUGUCGAGAUGUUUUAAUUGUAAACCUAUCUGCUUGAGUAAAAGUCUACUUUUCAACAAAUUAAUAGAAACACAUUUGUUGGAACGUUCUUAAUAAAAUUGGUUUAAAAAAAAACUGUUAUAAAAAUGAAUUAAUUAAAGGAAGCGUCUUUAAAUGUCUAAUAUUUUAUCUUGAAGUGGUAAACAAAAACUUUCUGCUUGAGUAAAAGUCUACUUUUCAACAAAUGAAUAGAAACACAUUUGUUGGAACGUUCUUAAUAAAAUUGGUUUAACAAAAAACUGUUAUAAAAAUGAAUUAAUUAAAGGAAGCGUCUUUAAAUGUCUGAUAUUUUAUCUUGAAGUGGUAAACAAAAACUUAUAACAAUAGUUCUUCUUAUAUGACAAUACAUCAUCCGUUAAAGAUACGUUUCUAGCUACUUUCAAUUUAGAAUAUUUGCUUAGAAAUAUAUUUGAAUUUUAAAAUAAAUUUAACAUAAAUGUUUCCCCUUCUGAAGUCUACCUCAACAUUAAAAAUGAAGAGGUUCAAAGCAAACUUUAACCAUUUUUGGAAAAUGGACUCGAGGUGGAUGGGUAUCAAUGGGGAUUUCAGUUUUCGUUUGUCGAGUUGCCUGCCAUUGACAAUUUGUAAAUGACAUUUGACAUACCGCAGCACGAUCUCUGGCAGUUGACGUCGAGUGGAUUUCAUGCAAAUUGGCAAAUUUUAGCUGGAUCGGAGCUGGCCUUUGUAAAGUGGAUACCCUUGUGUAUCCUGCAGGAAGUUGUUGAGGUAGUCAAGUGGCUGCCAAUGCAAUUAACUGCUUCACGUGCUGAUGAGAGGUGCUCAACUGGCUGUCAUUACUGUAUGUUAAAAGUGUGAAACAAAAAGUGCGGCCAAUUGUGCGUGGCGCUCGCAUUGAAUGGAGCCAGCUGAGUGAAAUGACACCAAAGCCCAUCCAAAGUGCACCGAAGCCUGAACUCAAAGAAGCGCCAGAACCGGCAAUUCUUCCAUUUAAAUUUCGCUUUUUGGCCGCACCGGGCGACAAAAGAAGACGCCACAUUUACAAGACACAAAGGCAGGGUUCAUCUUCUUGGAAACAGCCAGCCAUGCCAGGCUAAAAUCGAAGAACGGCAGUUUUUGGUUGACUCAUUGGUGUCAACGGAGGCAACAUUGCCUUAAGAAGCAAAUUUCGGAUGACUCAUGGCAACAGGCGAGAAAGUAAGUGCUCACCUUAGGAACCACAUUGCCAAUCACGGCUCGUUAUAAUGAAUUGUCAUCCCAAGUAAGAAAAUGCAAAUUAGCAGAAGAUGUUCCACGCAUUUGAUUGGAGGAAAUCAAGAUAUCCCACAGGUAAUUUAUGUUCUGUUGGUUUGUAAUUCGUAACAUAAUAAUGUGUAUAACAUGUUAUAUAGACGGUUCUGAUCCUAUAAACAAAAUUCGUCAACAGGAA